Molecule: messenger RNA, 4089 nt
Organism: Aspergillus affinis
Lineage: Eukaryota; Fungi; Ascomycota; Eurotiomycetes; Eurotiales; Aspergillaceae
Exons: 5
Coding region: 1-4089 (1362 amino acids)
Source: RefSeq, a predicted model, not a curated record
AUGUCCGACGUAACUCCCGGGAGUGCAGGUCGGAUUAUUGACGACAUACGACUUAGCAAUGGCGGUAUAUCGGAUGAAGACCGUGCGGCAACCCCUGCCGGCGUUUUGCGAGCUCUGGGCAACGUGCGAGAGGACUUGUUCAGCAAGAUUGCUCCUAUCGUGGACCCUCUCAAAAGAUUGAACCUGAUCGUAAACCUGAUAUCGAGAACGAGCCUCCUCACAUAUGACAGAGCGGAAGCUAGGGGAGAAACCCCCUUUUUAGAGUUCACUCUGGAGAAAGACUGCCUUAUGAUUGACUCAAACGAUAAUGGAUAUUGUGCUGAGGACAUAUGGGAACUUUGCAGGAGUUUCAAGGCGAGACGCGUGCUCUUCGAUAAAGAACAGAUUCUUUCAGCUUUCAAAAUCGGAACCAAAGUACAUAUUCGGUCAGGGCAGUUUUCUUUUUCUUUUCAACACACGCAGGGGAACAACAGGAUGGACAAGUUCACCCCCAACCGCGAAAAGCCUGAGUCACUCCCACCUACUGUGUAUUCCCGAAUUACGAUAUCUUGCCUCUACCCAGGGCAAUUCGAAAGACUGGCCAAUUGCUUCCGUGGUAUACGAACUGAUGGACUGCUGCUGUUCAAUUCUAAGUGUACUUUGUUGCACUUCACAUUCGCGCCACCGCACGCAAACCCUGCCCAGGUACAAUACCAGAUUAUGAGACAGAAAAACAAAAUGACCUUGACCAGAACUUCGGAAGCUGUUCCAUCCGAACAUGUUCUAUUGAGGCAGAGCUACCAUGUGUUUUCAAGGGAAGUUAAUAAAUCAUCAGGUGGUCUUUUUGGUCAGAGAUGCGAUAAUACAAUUUAUCUGGCUUUUCCUGUCGACCAGGAGUCAAAAGUCUUGCUUGGUCCUGGGGGUUAUUUAAUUGACGAAGUGAAUUGCGUCCUUCUUCCAAGCAACAACCAGUUUAAUUUUAUUUUGUGCGUGAAAAGUCAGCAUGUCAAUGUCCAGCAAGCCCCUGAUGUUUUAGCCGAAUCAAUCUCUAUUUUCAUUUGCGAAAGGAUGGCUUUUCUUUCGUCCCUGGAGCCAAUGGAAUAUGAAUGGGUUCAAUACAUUCCCAAGGCUGACAUCGUGAACAAAAAGUGGAAAGCAAUGCUGAAUCAUUUCUACAGCCGCCUCAAAGAAUGCAAGGUCUUUAAAUCAGAGAGUGGGAAAAACAUGCACAUAUCAUCCCUUCGCUACCUUGAACCGGAACACUGCGAUCUGCACGGGAAGCCGCUCUUCCCAGAUCUCGACCAGGAAAUCUAUCUCUCAACCAGAUACAACCCAUACCUGGAGUUUUUGAAGCCUCUCGGGCUGCGAAGAAUAUCAAAUGAGGAGUUGUUCGAUCGGAUAAAGGCAUAUUACAGACCAGAGACCCGGACUUUCAAUCCCUCUCGACAUGAUUGGAGCGCACGAGUUGCCCGACUUCUCACGUCAUGGUUAGCAGAUGAUAAUAGGAGUACAUUGGCAACUGGAAUAAAGGAGCUCAAAUUUCUCUUCUCGCUUGAUGGCCCUGUACUUCGAGGUGCUGAGUGCGUCGUCAACCCGCAGUCAGCUGAAAGCUUCCAAAGGCGCGAUGUGUGGCUUGCCUUUGACACUAAUGGAAAUUCCGUUCCUGCACUCCCUAACAUUUGUCGGAUCUACGAUGACUGUCCCCGGGACUCUGAAUCUACGAGGCUAUACAACCUUCUUGGUAUCCAUUAUCCUCACCCCGAACAAGUGAUGGACAAAAUCAAAGCCUGGAACCAUUCUUCUGGAUUCAACAUAUCAGUUCUGCAAUCGCGAGAUGUACUCCACUAUAUACACGUCAAUACAGCUGGUGAUGCUGGAAGCAAGGCUCCCUGUCUGCCCAUGGUUGAUGAGCGAAAUAAAACGGUAUUAACACGAGGCAAAAUGACCCAAUGCGAUUGCUACUUGUGGACGGAUGUAUACUUCCCAUCAGAUCAAGCUUACGGGAUAAAUGAAAUUGCAAAGAAGUUGAGCGGGUUAGAUUUCGCCCUAAGGAUCCAUGUCUUGAACGCCGAUUUGCUUCAUACAUCACAAAUUUGGGGACGUGAUAAGGCUAUCUCAUCUCCUGAAUGGGUUUCAUGGCUGGAGAAUGUGGCAUUAGUGCGUCGCGUGCCCAGGUUACAAAACAGACAGGACCCGAAUCGCCUAUCCGAGAUUUUUGAGUCAAUCAUCAAGUAUUACCCGGGAAUGUUCCUAGACGUGCUACGAUCUCAUUGGGCUACAUACAAAAGCGAGUUAGUACCAGGGCUUGUUUCCACGAUCAAGGCAACGCCAGUUCCCACAUUGGAUGGAGAAAGAUUGAUCUCCGAGUGCUACAUGCUAACUCCUGAAUUACGCGCGAUCGCGUUAAAAAUACAUCGAACCACAAUGCACUUACCAUUCUUGCUAUUGAGUGAAGGAUUUGCUGAACAGGUUCAAAGUCGAUGGGGUUUCCUGUCAGUUUUUGACGUGGUGAUGGAACCAACCCCAAAAUUCUUUGUGGGUAUCUAUAACCAGAUUGUAAGGAAGACCCCAUUGAACGAUGCCGCAUCAGAAUUUCAAGCCCUUUACAGUAUACUUUCAGAGAGGCCUGUGCAUGACAGAUUGUCUUUUUUCAAAGCAACAAAUGCCAUUUACGUCCCCCAUGAAAAGGGGGAUGCGAAGCUAGUGCCCAUUCAAGACUGUCUCUGGGAUGGCCCAUGUUGGUUGCAAGCCUCAUACGUACUGUCAUUUGUCAAGGAAUACUCCGAGAGCCCACAGAUGAAGACUAUGCUCACGGGAAUGCUCAAUACCACUGAGGCGCGUUUGGAGACGUAUAUAAAAGAGUUACUAUAUCAGCAGGGCCUUGGAACGGCCAGCCUUCCCCAGAUAGGGCGGAUUUAUGCGCGCCUCAGUGAAGGCAUCAUGGGUGAAGCUGAUCUAACUUCUAUGCGGGUUUUGUUCAAGAAGCACAAGCUUGUAUACGACCCGAAUAGCCUUAAGUGGCAUACCCCUCAAGAAUGUGUUUGGGGGGUAUCAGCGGAUGAAGGCAAAAUUUCUAUCGGUCACUACUACCCUGUAUUCCGGGACCUGUUCGUGGCCAGACUUCUCAUUGAAGAUUCAAUAAUCCCAUCGUACAUUUCGGAAUUGAGAGAAACAGUGGACAGAAAUGAUUCCAGCCUCGAUGAUCUUCUGUCGGUCAUGCACAAAAUAAAAGAUCUUCUACUGUCGCCAUCUGAUAUUUCUUCACUGCUUCGCAUCAAGUUUCUACCAAUUGCUGGUGCGAACCAGGCUCAUCAUUAUUAUGCCUCGCCAAGAGAUGACUUCUUUAUUGUUGACCGCGAUGGAGGGCCCUGCAAUUUCAGAGGCAUUGUCCCAACCCUUCGGUUUAGCAUCGAUCAGGUUCAACUUAUUCGGUCAUUUCUAUUUCGCCUUGGGUUGAAAGACCGAUUCAUAGCCGCCGGAGGAUUGAAAAGGACCUUUGUUUCGGAAGAACGUAUAAAAGGAUUACCAUAUCUAACUUGCGACUUUCAAGACCGAGCUUCCGCGUUGUGCAGAUGCGCUAUGUUCUACGCCGGCGCCAAGGCCGAGCAGCAACAGGAACUAUACGACGUCUUCCGAGCAUCAUUGAUUUACGAGAGCCCUGAUAUCAUAGCCAGAUACAUCAUCCCGACAGCUGAUGGAUCUACGAAGUCUAUCUAUAUACCUGCCAGGCUCCAUGUGCAAUACGAGAACGGCGAGCUCCAGCUCGUUGUUCCAACUGACAUAACCGAAAGGCAAAUUUGCUUCGCAACGCAAUUACCCGAGGCAUUGGCUUGUUUGUUUUCCACAAAUAGCCCAGAGGCACGACGGACAUUCACCACUGUUCUUGGAGAGCCAAUUGACGCCCUGGACGAUAUUUUGGAUAGUUACGGCAUUCCAGAGCUUUCGGAAGUAUACAUAGAUGCCGCAGUCUCUCGAGAGCCUGAAGUUAGCAAGGAAGAGCCAGCUGGAACGGGUUCUAGUCGAGAUACUACUCUAACCGACGAGCUCAACGAUCUGGUGGUUCUUAUGAACUUGGACACGGAUCCUGAAGAUUCUUUCGAGUCUGAUUAG